Molecule: messenger RNA, 736 nt
Organism: Sinocyclocheilus rhinocerous
Lineage: Eukaryota; Metazoa; Chordata; Actinopteri; Cypriniformes; Cyprinidae
Product: homeobox protein vex1-like
Exons: 2
Molecular function (GO): DNA binding
Source: RefSeq, a predicted model, not a curated record
UUUGUGCUCAUUUGUCUUUGUUUUCUGAUAGCAUCAGAGCCAGGUUUCAGCAGCAGCGCGGAGGAGGAGGAGACGUCAGGGUACGAGAGCGAGGGCGGCCCCUCUCUCUCACCUGGGGCCCCUGAAGAACCGGCGCCGUCGGUAUCUCCCUCUACCGGCCGCAGACCCCGAACUGCGUUCACCGCGGAGCAGAUCAACAGUCUGGAGAGAGCCUUCAAGAGAAACGCUUAUCUCGGAGCCCAGGACAAAGCCGAGCUCUGCAAAAGACUGAAUCUGUCUGAUAAACAGGUCGGGCCCCCCGCUCCUCACAUUUUCCAGAACCGACGCAUGAAGCUGAAACGGACCGUUCAGGACAGUCUGGCUCACGCCUGCCAGGCCAAGGUAGCCUCGCAUAUGAUGCAUUACUCCGAUCUGCACAGUUUCCGUGCCGCUCCGUAUCCCAGCUACUAUUCGGCGGUCCAGGAGACCCCGGCACCUUACGGCCCGGGAUUUCACUACAGCCCUGCUACAGCCGGAGGCCUGCCGACCCUGCCUGUGGAGGCCCUGUAUCAGUACAGCACCCUACAGAGCCUUCCUGUCCAUCCCAGCAACCCUUCCAUGAUGAGUCCAUACCAGCCCUAUCACUCGCAGUACUACAACACACAGUGAGACGAGAGACCGACAACAAAACAUUCAUUUCUGCCUGUUAAGCCUUGUGCUUUGUUUACAUCGUUGCAUUUGUGAAUACAGGGUGAAG